CGCCGCACCCUGCGCCCACGGCCAGCAAUGACAUGGCCCAGCUGUAUCACAUGAUGAGUAUGAUGAGGAAAGAGCAGAAGAUGCAGAAUCAGCGUAUUUUUGAUUUGCAGCAGGCGACGACAUCCAUGGGACAAUAUGUUACGACAUUACCUAGUAUGGCCAAUCUAUCAGCGAUGGGGUUUACGAACGGGCCUCCCCUACUACGGCAGCCAUGGAGGCACCCUCGGGGACCCCAAAAUCCAAUUACAUCAAGCAGACAGACAGGGCCUUCGAGCAACCUGUACCGAAGACGCCGCCAACACGGCCGCCGACUUCACCAACGCCAGUGGCACCGACACCGUCGCAGAGGUUGGAACCAGCAUCGCCCUUCCCGCCGGCGCAACCAGAGCUUGUGGUACUUGGGCCAGCUCAUUCAGCCAUAGUCGAGGAGGACACACCGACGCCGUGCGACGAGCAGACCCCCGCCAUGAUCGAUCCUUUUUUGCUCGAGAUGACACAAGCCAUGGCCACUCAGGCCGAGGAUCCGCUCAUACAGGGCCCAACUCAAUCAGUCACCAUGGCAACAGCAUCGGCGACAACUGCAUCAGCGGCCUCGGGAGGCCCUCUGCAGACGAGCAAGCAAGAGUUCAAGCAGCGGGCCGACAAGCUUGGAGUCCAGCUGGAGACGCAGAGGAGCCAGGCAGUGGAUUUUGUGGAGGCCGUCACCGUGGACUCCGACCCGGAGACGCGCAGCCCGCCGCGCAAGGAGGCACGUUGCCUCCAGUGAGUGAGGGCAAAUCAGCUAGCAGACAAAGAGUGACCUGG
Prorocentrum cordatum is the source of this 804-nucleotide messenger RNA. Lineage: Eukaryota; Dinophyceae; Prorocentrales; Prorocentraceae. The record is from the annotation of a GenBank genome assembly.